Messenger RNA from Otolemur garnettii (small-eared galago), 1507 nucleotides. RefSeq names its product BCL2 interacting protein like (gene BNIPL). The transcript is spliced from 8 exons. Gene Ontology annotation, cellular component: cytoplasm. The record is from RefSeq and is a predicted model, not a curated record. Bases 138 to 965 code for a protein of 275 amino acids. Lineage: Eukaryota; Metazoa; Chordata; Mammalia; Primates; Galagidae. Gene Ontology annotation, biological process: apoptotic process.
GCUGUUAGCCCAGGGCUCUGCCCUCUUUUCAUCUUUUUUGCUCUAGAUUGCUUCCUGAGGAGGUCCGUCCUUUUGAAGACCCUGAAGACCCUAAACUUGGUACCCCCAGCACAUUAGCCCUGUGUGGCCAGCGCCCCAUGCGUAAGCGUCUUUCUGCCCCAGAGUUGUGGCUAAAUCCGGCAGAGGCACCUGGAGAAAAUGGAGCUUCUCUUACCCACUCUGCACCUUCCUCUCCUGAUGGCAGUUCUGACCUGGAGGUAGAUGAAUUGGAGACACCUUCAGACUCGGAACAGCUGGACAGUGGACAUGAAUUUGAAUGGGAAGAUGAGCUGCCUCAGACAGAAGGUCUGGGGGCCAUUGAGGCAGCUGAAAGGCUGGGCCAGGGUUGUAUGUGGGAUGUGGCUGGAGACGAUGGUCAUCACUGGAGGGUGUUCCGAACAGGACAGUGGGAGCAGCGAGUGGACAUGACUGUCAUCGAGCCCUAUAAGAAAGUCCUGUCUCAUGGAGGUUACCAUGGUGAUGGCCUCAAUGCUGUCAUCCUCUUUGCUUCCUGUUAUCUACCCAGAAGCAGCACCCCUAACUACUCUUAUAUUAUGGAACACUUGUUUAAGUAUAUGGUGGGGACUCUGGAACUGCUGGUAGCUGAAAACUAUAUGCUUGUUCAUUUGAGUGGAGGUACAAGCAAGGCCCAAGUUCCACCUCUGAGAUGGAUACGCCAGUGUUACCAUACCCUGGAUCAGCGGCUCCGAAAGAACCUAAGAGCCCUGGUGGUUGUCCAUGCUACGUGGUAUGUGAAGGCAUUUCUGGCACUGCUUCGGCCCUUCAUCAGUUCUAAAUUUACACGAAAGGUUCGUUUUCUGGACAGCCUGGGAGAGCUGGCACAACUCAUCUCCCUGGAUGAAGUUCACAUCCCUGAAGCUGUCAGACAGUUGGACCAGGAUCUCCAUGGCUCCAGAGGGACCUAGCACAGGACUGGAUAAACGGCCUUAAACCAAGCAGAGAAGAUGGUCUGCCUAUACCCAAAUCUCUGAAACAUUAGAGCUACUUUUAAAUCACCUUAUCCUCAACCCCCAAGACCGUUGGAUGUUUACUUCUUAAAGGGAUGUCAUCCUUCCCAUUAUGCUCCCUUUAGCAGGGAUUUGAGGUUGAGAACCCCAUCUGCUGAGUGGGGUGGCAUUUUGUGUGGAAAGUGCAGAGUUCUGGGUUUUAAUUCUGCUUUAGUCAUAGAACCUUGGGCAAAUAACUUCAUGUCCCUUGAGUCUCAUUUUCCUCCCCUGUAAGCCAAGGGCUGAUGUCCUUUUCACCUUGGAUGAGAAAAGCUUGACUGUGGGCAGCCAGCCUGCUAGGAGCCCAGGGUGUCCUUUGCUGAGUCUUGAAGACCUACCACAUGUCCUCUUUCCUCCUGAAUGUCUGCUGCCUGCGACCCUGUGAAGGAGCGCUCCAAAACCUGCAUUUUUGUCCUCCUUAAUAAAUUCAGAUCUGGAUAGGCAUGGUGGCUCACGCCUGU